GGAACAGUUUAAACAAAGAAAAAGCCUUUUCGUCUCGUCAUCCUCCCUCGUUUUUCAGCCGUCGGGGCCGGGGGGGUUCCAGACUCCCGUCGGGCAUCAUUUUGUCCUGAGCAUCUCACGAGUUUCCUCUCGUCGCUCUGACCUAUUCUCUCCCCUUCGAUCCCUGCUGACUUCCUUAUCGUAUCCAGAGUCGUAUGCAGUUUAUCUCUCUCUUUGGGUCAACUCAAAUGAGUUGGUGCGUCGGGUCUUUAAAAAACUGGCUUUCAUGUGCCGACCUAGAUUUCGCAGUCUGUGCUGUUUGAACCAAGAUACUCCUGCUACAGGAUCUCUUUGCGGCACUCUCCUGCCGGACCUCCAAGACCUGCCACAUGCUACGUCUCAGCACUUCAACAAAAGUCAUCAGCGGACAUACGCAACAGUCACCAACUGAGCUCAUUCCAUCGCUGCAAAAGCCGUUGCUCAACGUCAUGCCCGGUAUCUCCUCCGCGGUCGUAUAUGACAACAUUGCACCUGUCAACCCAGCAAUGGACGGGAUCAUGUGCAGCGCAGGUCAUCCGAACGAUUUCUAUGAAUUGGAAGAUGGUGGAAAUGACUUUCAAGUUUUCUGGGUGGCUGGUAAUAAUGGAAAGAUGGACGGCCAGAACAUGAUCGGUUUUGCAGAUGGUUCUGCUGUGGGGUAUGAAUAUGAGUAUCCACGUCCAACAGACUCAGUGUUGCAGGAUGGCAUGGAUGAAACAAACAGCACGAUGAAUCUUGCACCGAAAAUCGGCCUCGAUAAUGUGCAUGAUGGCGAGAGUCAGAUAUAUCAUCUGCCACCUGAUUCCUCUCCGUGGACCUCAGUACCUCAACAUUCUGCGACGCAUGAUGGAUGCAGCAACACUCCCGCACCCUCCACACCGACGUUAUUUUCGCCCCUUUCCGAUCUCCAGUUCCCUUUCGCUGCCGUCCAGCACUUUUCACUCUCACCAUCGCUGGAUCCCACCAUCUCCAUUAUCAAGCACUCAAAUACGCCUCAUCAUGGGGCUAGCCCCACCAAUACUUCCCUGGCGCUCCGAAGAAGCACCCGCCGACGCAAACCUCCAAGCCAAUCGUCAUCCAACUCUCCGCGCUUCAGAUGUCCUAUUUUAUCUUGCUCCAAAACUUUCUCCCGCCGUUUUAACUUAACCGCCCACCUCCGCACUCAUGAUCCGCAACGACCACGUCCCUUCAAUUGUGAUCAAUGCCCUAGCACAUUUGUCCGCGCUCACGAUUUGCUACGACAUGCCAGCGUUCACAGCAACAACAAACCUUAUUCUUGCCCUAUAUGUGAGACAAGGUUCACAAGAAUGGAUGCACUUAGGCGUCACGAAAAGAUGGCAAAGUGUGCCUCGGGAACGAAGCGAAAAGAUAGCGCGGUGGGAUUAUGUGAGGAAUUCGAGGUGAAAGAAGAGGAGGAUUUCCCUACCUGAAUUAUCAAGGAUUGGUUCUUACUACACGAAAAUCUCGAUCGAGUCAAGUUGAACGUCAAGGAUCUUGUGCAAGGCUCUUGUAUUGUCAGCAAGUGUCUCAAAUGUCUAUGCGCUUUCAAAAUCGUUCAAGUUGUUGGUCAAGUGGAUUGUAAAGUACUUUGAUCAAAAUAGCAUGAGAUAGUCGUCCGAA
Molecule: messenger RNA, 1638 nt
Organism: Spizellomyces punctatus DAOM BR117
Lineage: Eukaryota; Fungi; Chytridiomycota; Chytridiomycetes; Spizellomycetales; Spizellomycetaceae
Exons: 2
Coding region: 369-1448 (359 amino acids)
Biological process (GO): regulation of transcription by RNA polymerase II
Molecular function (GO): RNA polymerase II cis-regulatory region sequence-specific DNA binding; DNA-binding transcription factor activity, RNA polymerase II-specific
Source: RefSeq, a predicted model, not a curated record